Molecule: messenger RNA, 474 nt
Organism: Schistocerca cancellata (South American locust)
Lineage: Eukaryota; Metazoa; Arthropoda; Insecta; Orthoptera; Acrididae
Exons: 2
Coding region: 1-474 (157 amino acids)
Source: RefSeq, a predicted model, not a curated record
AUGGUGAAAGGUGAGGGGCGGGGGCGAGGGGAGGGGGCGGGGGCGAGGGGAGGGGGCGGGGGCGAGGGGAGGGGGCGGGGGCGAGGGGAGGGGGCGGGGGCGAGGGGAGGGGGCGGGGGCGAAGGGGAGGGGGCGGGCGAAGGGGAGGGGGCGGGCGAAGGGGAGGGGGCGGGCGAAGGGGAGGGGGCGGGCGAAGGGGAGGGGGCGGGCGAAGGGGAGGGGGCGGGCGAAGGGGAGGGGGCGGGCGAAGGGGAGGGGGCGGGCGAAGGGGAGGGGGCGGGCGAAGGGGAAGGGGCGGGCGAAGGGGAGGGGGGCGGGCGAAGGGGAGGGGGCGGGCGAAGGGGAGGGGGCGGGCGAAGGGGAGGGGGCGGGCGAAGGGGAGGGGGCGGGCGAAGGGGAUUGCUGCAGCAGUUUCUGCUGCUGCUGCAGCUGCUGCUGCUGCUGCUGCUGCAGCUGCUGCUGCAGCAACCAUAA